AUGUUCCGUGCUUGUAUGCAGAAAGUGCCGGGCACAUUGUCGGACGGGCAUGUCGGUGCCAGCGUGCUUUCCGCGACGUCGUUCGGGUGGGUAGCAAAACAGAUCGACCAUCUGACAGGCGAGAAGGGUCGUCGUGGGGUGAGCAUCGAGAGCAUCGGGAUGAAGGGGCUGAAGGCUUUGCGCGACAGCAUGGUUGAGUACGUCGGCAAGGUCAUUGCCGUAAAACGCACCGCGACGCCGACUUCUCAAGCCGCCGGACCCGCCGACAAUGCCAUAGAUGACGACGUCGCGGAAGGACAGAAGGCGCCCCAAGGUGCAGUUGCCGCCCAGCAUCAUGGGAACGCGAGGGUGCAUGGGGAAGGUGGAAACGGUGGAGGAGGCGACGCAGAGGCAGGUGCAGGAAGGUCGGAAACGGAGAAGUCGUCGUCGUCGUCGUCGGAGUCGGAGUCGGAGUCGGAGGAGGAAGACGAGGCAGUGAAGCGUAAGGACGAGGAGGAGUAUGAGGAGGAGGAGGAGGAGAAUAAGGACGAGAAUGGUGAGAAGUGGGAGGGAGGGAAGGAUGAGGAGGGGGGGGAUGAAGAGGUGGAGUUCGUGGUGGAGUAUGUAGAGGGUACGGUUGAGGCGGGAGCGGCGGAAGAGGCGGUGGGGUCGGCAGAUCAGGGGAAUGAGGAAGAGAAGGAUGACGGCGCGGGAAAUGCUACGAGGUCGGCAGAUGUGGGGAAGGAGAAGGGCGAGGUCGGCGUGGAGGCACCUGGAAAUGGCCAGGAUGAGGCGACCUGCGAAGGAGGUGGGAAGGUGUCGGUCGACGCCGGCGAAGGGGCGAACAACACGGGCGAGCAGGAGGCCGGGGAAGCACCUGGUCGGCAGGGCCCAGAACUGGACGACUUCGAGGUUCUGCGACGGGAGAACUGGUUGUUGCGGGCGGAGAACGCUCGGCUGGCGUCGUUGCUCGAUGCGGAGCGGUCCCGGCUGGACAGUUUUUUUGUUGGGGUCAGUCGACUCGUCGACCACGUUAAAGGGUUGGCCGAGCAGGUCGACGACACCGACAAGUAUGCCGCGGAACAGCUGCGAAACGCGACGGAGGCCAUGUCGAAGACCAUCACGGGCAACAUCUCCGGCAGCUUUGACGAAGCGUGGAAGUCGAUGAAGACUUUCGCGGAACAUGCGACGGAGUGGUUGGAGGACUUCGACAAUCCGGAGGGUCGUGUCGCGUAUGCACGAGCGUUAGCGGUCUCCUCCUUGGCCGAACACGUGGAUUCGGUGGUGGGCGAUGCGAAGAAGAGGUUGGAAGAGUACAUCUCGAACCACCUUGCCUCCGCGCAGGUCAGCAUCGCCACCGCUUUGACCGCCAGGCUCGCCGUGCCGCCGCCGCCACCGCCUCAUCCCACGCCGCCCGCCAUCCCAGAAGAGAUUUUGAAGUCGUUCAAGGCCGACAUCCUGAAGGCGGUGACGGAGGCCACCCAGCAGUCUUUCGUUGCUUCCGGGAUGAAGAUCAUGACAGAGAUGAUCGGCACUGUGGCGCCUGGUCGACGUUGGUCGUCGCCUUCGGCCAAUGACGCCGAUAACGCGCAAACAAAAACGGCCGAGAAGCAGGGCCAUAAGAGGACCGGCGACCGAGACGACAAGGGGAGCUCGAAGCGGAGCAAGGGAGCGGACGGUAGUUUCGGGUCGAAGCCUGCGCAAAAAAGUGUGGUCGACCAGCUGAAGACGAAGGCGGGGUGGAAGGUGGUAAGGACGUCGCACAGCAAGGGAGGCGGAAGCGGGGGAGCAGAGGGUGGCCCUGCCGACGGGGUUGCCGCUAACCUAGCUGCUCCGACUGGCCCGCCUUUGGUCGCCGAGCAGACCCAUCCUCAGGCGAGCGGUGGGAAAGGCGUUAUCGACAAGGAGGUGCCAACUGCUCAGGCGGCGAAUGUUGGUGACUCCGGAACCACCAAGGGACCACCCGUCGCGGCGGCGGCCAAGCCUGCUUCUGCUACGGUAGCCGGCACCACCAAGUCGAGUCCCCGUAACCCCCUUGCGGCUACCAGCGCGCCUGCCGGCCAGUCAGGUGCGAUCAAAGAUGGCGAGGCUGCUCCAGCUCCAGCAGCCCCGACUGCCGCCAAGGUUGUCGCGAAGGUUGCUUCGGCUAAGGGUGAUGCCAUGGCAUCAGCUAAGGCCCCCCCCGGUGGUACCGCGCUCAGAGAGAUGCUCCGCCGCAUGGAGGCACAUAGCAGGGACGUGCAGCAGCAUCCCGUGGUCGACGCCGGCCUUCCUGGAACAGCACGCCGCUCCGUCACUACCGCGACGCCGAUGUCGGUAAACGCGACCGCACCCACACCAGGUGUAUCUGUGGUCGAUGUGGCGGCGGAGAAGGGAGUGAGUGCAGCGCUCGCCACCGGCGGCCGCGCAGACAAGCAUGCCGACCUCGCUGUCGUCAUGGCCCAUUUUGAGGCAGCAAAGCGCCCCGAGCACGCCCCUGUUAUGGCCAUCAUGGACACGGCGCAUGUGGUGCCGUCGGCGACCCACGGAGGGGGUUCGACGGAGCAGACGGCCGCAACGGCUGCUGUCGCCGAGAUAAAUGCUGGACGGAAGGAAAAGGACGACAACGGGAAAGGGAAGGCGGUCUCUCAGAGGAGCACGCGGGCGAUGACUGCGGGGAAGUUGACGUCGGAAGAGAAAGGAAAGAAGGCGGAAGGGGAGAAGGACAAGACGGGCGGCAAGGGUAAGCCGGCGAAGAAGAAGGAGAAGGCGGAGGAGGAGGACGAGGAGGGCGGCGAGGGAGAUAAAGAGCAUGGACGCAGGGGUCAUGGCAUCCGCCGAGACAAGGCUGGCGACGGGCAAGGGUGGGUGGGCGAAAUUAAGGUACACGGACAGAAUCGGUACAUCGGCAAGUCGAGGGAGAAGAUGGAGCUGGCCUACGAGCACGCGAUUGCGUUCGUCGUCUACGACGGCUACGUGAGCAAGGUGCUCAUGAAGGAGCUCAUGUUGAGAUAG
Messenger RNA from Closterium sp. NIES-65, 2973 nucleotides. Lineage: Eukaryota; Viridiplantae; Streptophyta; Zygnematophyceae; Desmidiales; Closteriaceae. The record is from the annotation of a GenBank genome assembly.